CAUUUUGAAGACACCGUCUUUGCAGACUGAAAUCAGUCGACUCUCUAGCGAUCUUCUCGACAUCAAUAUUGCUCCAUCUGACAAUUUUUCAGCAAGCCGUAACUUAGGUAUCGGCAGGCUCAUUGUGGAGUAGAGUCUGUACACUUGACGGUAGGUCAAAUGAAAAACUUCAUUUUUCGAGUGAUUUUAUAACCUUUCCUCAUUGAGGUGAGGAAUGUAGGGUUUUCGUCUUUCUAAAUAAUGUUUGGCGCGGAAGUGGGAGUGUGAUUAAAUUGUGCUAGAACGGGUUGGCGGAAUCCUAAACUGGACACGACGGAAGCGGACAUGAGACCAGUGGGUGGUUGGGAGGUUAAUGAUCGGCAACGAUGGUGCUGCGUCCGGUACGUCGUGGCCCGGUUGCGGCGACCCUACAAGGAAGACAAAAGUUUAGAGCGAAAGUUUGUUAUACGAAACAUACCGUGAUUCAAACCUCGAUAACUUGAUUUUAAGGAGAUGUUAGCAAAACUGGUUCGGACAAAUAAAUGUAAUAUAAGGUAAGUAUAAAAUCAUAUUUAUCGUGUAAUUCUUGUUGAACUGUCAUAACAUUCAAAACGCACGCAGCCAAUUUGCCGAUAACAUUGAUGUAAACAAAUUUACAUCUGAGCAAGCAAUCAAGUGUUUCCGUUGGUUUUUAGUUGCUUCCUAUCACAAAAUCUUAUUGUUCAAAGGACAAUAAAUGGCCGAAUCUAAACCAUUUUCUGCGGUGGCCAAACAGGAACACGUUGACGUGGAAGAUCCAAGUGCAUUCUGUUACGAAACCCUAGUAAAGGAAGAACUUAUCAUCGAGGACGAGCUCGAGCCCUCACCCGAAAAAGAUGAUGGUCAAGAUCAAACUGAAGUUUUGCAAAAUCAAUCUGCAGGCCAGCCGAGCAACACAGAAUGGCACUGUGAAAAAUGUAACCAAUCGUACCCUACCUCUAAAUCAUUCAGUGCCCACAAGACUCGUCAUAAAGCGUUGGAAACUGGCCGGUUCGCGUGUCAACAGUGCGAAAGGCGUUUUCCAGACAACAACGCACAACGCCGUCACAAGUGCAAGGGUAAGGCAACGGGGAAUCCCGUAUCCUGGGUUUGCGAAGAGUGCAACAGAACAUUCCCAAAUCGGCAUAUAUUUUAUUUGCACAAAUACAGGCAUAGAGUUGUGAAGGAAGCGAGAUACAGGUGUGAACUGUGCGAUAAGUGUUUUUCGGACAAAAAUGCGCAAACGAAACAUGUACAAAAUGUGCACAGAGAGAAAAGAAGUAUCAAAGCAAUACAGUUGAAAUCGGAAGAUGAACGGGACUCCAAAGCUGAGGAAAAGGACGAAAAUGGCCUCUUCAAGUGUCCGGACUGCGAUAAGCGCUUCGAGGUCCGCAACAGUUACACUUCACACCUUCGGCAGCACCUUGCUAUGAAGCAAGAACGGUACAAGUGCAAGAUAUGCGAGUUGAGUUUCAGAACAAGCUCCGAGCUCAAGAGGCAUGAUCGAGCUCAUGAGAACCACAAAUCCAAAUUGUCAAAUGACCCGUUUGCCUCGAUAUGUCCCGAAGCGACCAUGAAGGAGGAAAACGGCAUAUUCAAGUGUUCAGCGUGUGAGAAGACCUUUGAACAACGGCGUGCGGCUUUGCGUCAUCUCAUGAGACAUGGUUAUGUAAAGCGAGACAGGGUUCAGUGCAAAUUGUGCCCAAUGACGUUCGUUAACAAAACGUACCUGGAAAAACAUCGAGUGGAACACGAAUCUUCGAAGGACGUUUCUGCAAGUGGUUCAAGCAGCGAGAAGGAAUCAGAUUCGGACGAUUUGUCGCAAGAUGGAGCCAGCGAAUUCAAAUGUACCGAUUGCAACAAAACAUUCCGGGAAAAGCGUCUGUUGAAUCGGCAUAUUCGGAGGCACGAAGCGAUCAAAGAGAGCAAAUUUCCGUGCAAGCUGUGCGAUGUGCGCUGCGGAAGCAAACGAGAGCUGAUAACACACGAGGAAAUGCACGCUAGGAAGCAACAAACAACGAUUGUUUCUACAGAGAAAGUGCCCCCAAUAAUCUUGGAAAGAAACAACCACACCGUUUACAAGUGUCCUGAUUGCGCCUUAAUAUUCACCAAACAGCGGGUUUAUUCCACUCAUGCUCUUAGGCACGUUAACGUCAAAAACGGAACCUUCAAGUGUGAAACGUGCGGCGUGUGCUGUCCAACCAGAAGGAACCAGCUGGAACACAUACGGAAACAUCGAGCGGGAAAGGUUAUCGCACCGACGCAGCAGGACAAUUUUCCUUUCGAGUGUCCCGAGUGCGGAAAGAAGUUUCCCCUAAGAAAAUACCUUAUCCAACACGUCAGGCGACAUGAGGCCGUGGAAAGUGGCACCUUUCAGUGCAAGAUCUGUGCCAAGUUCUUUAGCACUGGUGUAGAACUGGCUAGACACGAGAAGAUCCAUGAAGGCAAGGACAAGCUGGAAAAGUUUAAGUGUUCCGAGUGUGGCUUCAUUUGUGCUUCACGGUCGUCGUUUGUGUGGCAUCUUAAGAGGCACGAGGCCAUAAGAAGCGGGAAGUUCGAGUGCAAAGUGUGUGGGAAGAAAAUGGGAUCCAAACAUGAACUUGAGGUUCAUACUAGAAGGCACCCUGCAAAGUAAUGGAAGUUUAUGUUUUCCGUUGAGUUAUUUUAGUUGGAGAAGCUUUUUUUUGUGAAAAUACGCAAUAAAAAUAUUUGAGGACAUGA
Molecule: messenger RNA, 2718 nt
Organism: Culex pipiens pallens (northern house mosquito)
Lineage: Eukaryota; Metazoa; Arthropoda; Insecta; Diptera; Culicidae
Product: zinc finger protein 883-like
Exons: 8
Coding region: 716-2632 (638 amino acids)
Biological process (GO): regulation of transcription by RNA polymerase II
Cellular component (GO): nucleus
Molecular function (GO): RNA polymerase II transcription regulatory region sequence-specific DNA binding; DNA-binding transcription factor activity, RNA polymerase II-specific
Source: RefSeq, a predicted model, not a curated record